This is a messenger RNA of Rosa rugosa (rugosa rose), 2165 nucleotides long. RefSeq names its product acyl-CoA-binding domain-containing protein 5-like. Gene Ontology annotation, molecular function: fatty-acyl-CoA binding. The transcript is spliced from 5 exons. The record is from RefSeq and is a predicted model, not a curated record. Gene Ontology annotation, biological process: fatty acid metabolic process. The coding region runs from base 166 to 1794 and encodes 542 amino acids. Lineage: Eukaryota; Viridiplantae; Streptophyta; Magnoliopsida; Rosales; Rosaceae.
UGUAGCUGUAGCUGUAGCAGUAGCAGCGGAGCAAAAAUUGCGGAAUAUACUUUGCUCUGUUCUGCAAAAUCCUCCUUACUCUCUCUGUUUCUGUGCCUCAUCAUCACCACCGAAAUCAAGCUCUUCAAUUUUCUUCUGGGUCUCACUCUCUCUGUGCAAAAAGCUAUGGACUUUAUUUCAGAUUUUGUAUUGACGAUUGCUCUGUGUUUCCUGGUACCUUUCUUGCUUUGCUUCCUUUUGCCUGUGAUUGUUGCUUUGUGUCCGAGCAGGGAUGACCAUGCGGGAAAAAGACGGGUUCUUUAUGAGUGCAAGCCCAAAACUCAUGAGUGGGAGAGUGAGGUAGGUAGUGGGUUUGUUGAGAAAGCUGCGGAAGGUGAUGAGUUUUUGGGUGAGCCCAAAAAGGAAAGUUUGGUUCUUGAGGAGUUUGUGGAUGAGGGUUUGGAUGAAAAUGAAGUUUUGAGAGGUGAUGGAGUUGGUUGUUGGAAGGAGAAGAGUGUUGAGGAAGAAAGGUUUGAUGGUUUGUGUGAGAGUGAAUGUGAAUGUGAAUGUGUAGAGAACGUUUUUGAUGAAAGUUCAGAGAGGUGUGAAUUUGGGGGAGUUGAGUUUGAUUUGGGGAAAAAUGAAGUGGGGGUUGUUUGUUUGCCGGAGAAGAAUGUUGAAGAAGAAAACUUUGAUGGGCAUGGUGGUGUAGAGAACUUGUUUGAUGAAAGUUGUGAGAGGCGUGAGUUUGGUUUGGGGAGAAAUGAAGUGGGGGUUGUUUGUUUGCCGGAGAAGAAUGUUGAAGAAGAAAACUUUGAUGGGCGUGUUGGGGUAUGUGGGUAUGUAGAUUACUUGGUUGAUGAAAGUUCUGAGAGGCAUGAAAAUGAAAAUGAAAAUGGCGGGCUUGAGUUUGAUUUGGACCAAGCAGGAGUUGUUACUUUGCCUGAGAAGAAUGUUGAACAAGAAAGCUGUGAUGGGGAUGGUGGUGUGUGUGGGUGUGGAGAGAACUUGGUUGAUGAAAGUUCCGAGAGGCAUGAAUUUGGAGAAAUUGAGUCUGAUUUGGCAAGAAAUGAAGUGGGGGUUGUUUGUUUGCCGGAGAAGUAUGUUGAGGAAGAAUGCUCUGCUGGGGAUGUUGGUAUAUGUGGCUGCGUGGAGAACUUGGUUGGUGCAAGUUCCGAGAAGCAUGAAUUUGGCGAAAUUGAGUUUGGUUUGGCAAGAAACCAAGUGGGAAUUCCGGAAAGUGAAGAGAUCAUCGUGUCAAAGUGUGAUGGAAAUGAUGGAACUGAUGAAGCCAAGAACAAUGUAGUUGAUGGUGAAGUUAAUGAGGGGUUCUUCAGUGAGGAUAAUGAUUGGGAGGAUAUAGAAAGAACUGAAUUGGAGAGGCUCUUUGGUGCUGCAGUGGUGUUUGUCGGGUCUAAGAGUAAUGCUGAUAGAGUUUCAAGUCUUGGGAGUGAUGUGAAGAUGAGGUUGGAUGGGCUUCACAAGAUUGCUACUCGAGGGCCUUGCUUGGAACGCCAGCCUAUGGCAUUCAAGGUCUCGGCAAGAGCAAAAUGGAAUGCUUGGCAUCAGCUUGGCAACAUGAGUGCAGAGGUAGCAAUGGAGCAGUACAUCACCCUUCUUUCAGAAAGUAUUCCUGGGUGGAUGCAAGAUGUUCAUGGUGACUUUGCAGAUCCCCAAGUACAUGAGACGGUAACUGCUGAUCUGAACACAUUGAUUCAAAACCAAUCAGAAGCUGCAGGUGUAAGAAAAGUAGAAGAACUAAAGCCUGAUGUUAAAGGUUUAGAUGAGAUUGGGGUGGGGGUCGUAACUCAUUGAGCAAGGUAUCCAUUCAGUUAGUGGUGUUAUGGUGUAUGUUUUUGCCAAUUGUUCAUAAACAAGGUUGUUCAUAAACAAGGUAGGCAUCUUCAGGAUAGCAGAGGUUGCCAACUACCAAGGCCAAAAGCUCGCAUCAACAAUUGGAAACUCUCAACUAUGAUUUGUACAUAUUGCAUUGGUGUUGAUCAUAAAGAUUUCAACCUUGUGUUCAUGGUUUUAGAUGUAUCCCAUUCAUCCUUUGUUUCCAUCAGCAAGUGAAUUGUAUUUUUUUGUUUUUUGGCUUUUAACUGUGAAGAAAAAUUUAUAGUGUAAACAUCUCGACACAACUGAUGGUAUUGGUACAACCAAACAAGCCAAAGAGGUUCCUUUAA